This is a messenger RNA of Letharia columbiana, 2292 nucleotides long. RefSeq lists its product as uncharacterized. Gene Ontology annotation, biological process: mRNA splicing, via spliceosome. The transcript has 3 exons. Lineage: Eukaryota; Fungi; Ascomycota; Lecanoromycetes; Lecanorales; Parmeliaceae. The record is from RefSeq and is a predicted model, not a curated record. Gene Ontology annotation, cellular component: catalytic step 2 spliceosome. Bases 1 to 2292 code for a protein of 763 amino acids. Gene Ontology annotation, molecular function: RNA binding; RNA helicase activity; ATP binding.
AUGGCGACCCGCCUCCGCCCCCCGCCCGAAGUGAAGAAAAAGAAGGCUGGCUGGGGUGCUACACCUAGCAGGCAGCCUUUGAGUGUAGAAGAGAUACUACGCAAAAAGAAAGAGGCGGAUGAAGUUGCUUCAAAGCCCAAAUUUCUAUCGAAGGCGCAGCGCGAAAAGCUAGCUCUUGAGAAGCGAGAGAAAGAGGUUGAGGAGCAAAAAAAGAAGACCGAUUCUUCUGCGAAUACCAGCAGGGCAACCCGAAAUGGAGACAAAAGUGCCCCAGCUCAGCCCAUUAGAAAUGGAGCAGGCCGACCUGCAACGCAGACAAGCGGAGUCAAUGGAUCUGCUCGUCCUCCAGUACCAACUGGUCCGAGAGCUUUGCGGAAAGGCGAGAUACCGACAGGGCCUGCUUCCAUGCGUGCCUCGGAGCCAAACAAAGGCUACGACAUGGCUCCUCCACCUCCUCCAAAGCCAUCAGUAAUCGGCACGUCUGCAGCCAAAGGGGAAAAGCGACCUGCUAUUGAAGAGGCUCAGCAGAAUUUGAUAAAACAACGAUAUAUGGGCGCGGACCAAAACCAAUCCACCUUUUCGGCCAAGAAGAAGCGGAGGCGGACUACAGAAAAGAAGUUCAACUUUGAGUGGAACGCAGAGGAGGAUACAAGCCCGGACUACAACCCGCUGUAUCAGGCACGAGCAGAGGCAACAUUCUAUGGCAGAGGCCGCUUGGGAGGAUUUUCAGAAGACUUGGCUGACAGCGCAGCUCGUAAUUACGCUAGAGCCUUGCAAGAUACGGAUCGCGACUCAGGCAAGGCUAGAGCGAAGGAGAUGAUGGAGAUGGAGAGGAGAAGGAAGGAAGAGGGUGGUAGAAGCUCGUUAGACAAACAUUGGAGCGACAAGAGGCUAGAGCAUAUGCGCGAAAGAGAUUGGAGAAUCUUUAAAGAAGACUUCAAUAUCAGUACAAAAGGUGGAGCUAUCCCGAACCCCAUGCGCUCAUGGGCAGAAUCAGGCUUGCCAAAGAAAUUGCAGGACGUCGUGGACCUUGUCGGCUAUACCGAACCUUCUGCAGUACAGCGCGCUGCCAUCCCUAUCGCCCUUCAAUCUCGAGAUCUUAUCGGUGUUGCUGUGACAGGUUCGGGUAAAACAGCAGCUUUCCUAUUACCCCUUUUGGUCUACAUAUCGGAACUUCCAGCCCUCAAUGAGCUGACGAAAAACGAUGGUCCCUACGCUGUCAUCUUGGCUCCUACUCGUGAGUUGGCUCAACAGAUCGAGAUCGAAGCAAGGAAAUUCGCGACUCCUCUUGGGUUUACGUGUGUCAGUAUUGUUGGAGGUCACUCUCUCGAAGAACAGGCCUACAAUCUACGGGAUGGAGCCGAGAUCAUUAUUGCCACACCUGGCCGUCUGGUUGACUGCAUCGAGAGGCGAGUGCUCGUACUUGGACAAUGCUGUUAUGUCAUCAUGGAUGAAGCAGACAGAAUGAUCGAUCUUGGCUUCGAGGAGCCAGUCAACAAGAUUCUCGAUGCCCUUCCCGUCGCAAAUAUGAAGCCAGACUCAGAAGAAGCAGAAGAUGCUGUUGUCAUGAGCCAACACUUGGGCGGGAAAGACCGCUAUAGGCAGACAAUGAUGUACACAGCUACUAUGCCCUCAGCUGUCGAACGGAUAGCCCGGAAGUACCUUCGUAGACCAGCCAUCGUCACCAUCGGCAAUGUCGGCGAAGCUGUCGAGACCGUCGAGCAGCGUGUCGAAUUCGUGGCAGGCGAAGAUAAGAGGAAGAAGCGCUUACUCGAGAUCUUAUCGUCAAGAGAAUUCCAACCACCUGUCAUCGUCUUCGUGAAUAUCAAACGCAACUGCGAUGCUGUUGCUCGGGAUAUCAAGCACAGUGGUUUCUCGUCUGUCACAUUGCAUGGGAGCAAGACCCAAGAGCAAAGAGAAGCAGCGUUGGCGUCCGUCCGGAGCGGCGGUACUGACGUGCUUGUUGCUACGGAUCUGGCAGGCAGAGGUAUUGAUGUGCCUGAUGUCAGUCUGGUGGUCAACUUCAAUAUGGCGACUAACAUCGAGAGCUACACCCAUCGUAUUGGUCGUACAGGUCGUGCUGGGAAGAGCGGUGUUGCUAUUACCUUUCUUGGCAACGAGGACUCUGAUGUUAUGUACGAUCUCAAGCAAAUGCUUUCAAAGUCUUCGAUCUCCAGGAUGCCUGAGGACCUCCGAAAGCACGAAGCAGCACAGCAAAAGUCGCAGAGAGGUAGUGGCCAGAAGAAGAUAGAGGACAGUAGUGGCUUCGCCGGGAAGGGCGGCUGGCAAUAG